Bemisia tabaci is the source of this 4566-nucleotide messenger RNA. RefSeq names its product transmembrane protein 222. The record is from RefSeq and is a predicted model, not a curated record. Lineage: Eukaryota; Metazoa; Arthropoda; Insecta; Hemiptera; Aleyrodidae.
UCACACUGUUCACCGAGACGUUGCUAAUCAUUAAUGUGUUGAUUUCACCAUCGUUUACUGCUGAGUAAAGUCUCGGAAGUUCAUAUUGUCCCUCGUGCAUGAAAAAGAAGAACAUCAUGGGUACGACCGUGGACACCGAGAAUCAUCGGUAUCCUUUUUGUGUUGUUUGGACUCCUCUCCCUGUAUUUUCGUGGCUGUUCCCAUUCAUUGGUCACAUGGGGAUUUGCAACUCGGCAGGAAUCAUUCGAGACUUUGCUGGCCCGUAUCGUGUGUCCGAAGAUAAUAUGGCAUUUGGAAACCCAACGAGGUAUUGGCAGUUGAAUCCUACUAAAGUUGCUGGUGGUGCUGCCAAAUGGGAUCAGGCUGUUAGAGAAUCUUCUGAUAUUUAUUCUUCCAGAAUGCAUACAAUUUGUGAUAACUGCCAUUCUCAUGUUGCGACGGCUUUAUGUUUGAUGGAAUACAACAAGCAGAAUAAUUGGAAUAUGUUUAAAGUAGGCAUUUUCAUCUUAUGGCAUGGCAAGUCUGUCGGAGCUGCUGGAUUCCUGAAAACAUACCUUCCAGCGACCGUCAUUUACAGCAUAUGUUUAGUGAUAGUUGUACAACAGUGGCUCUAAUUUUUUUACUGACUGUACCACUACCUUGGUAUUUUGAACAGCGGAGCAUUACUCAGUAUUAUUUCAAUGUGAAAUCGAGUAGGUACAUAAUUUGUAGACUCAAGAUCAUGAAAGUGGAUUCCAUUGGAAUAAUAAGUUGGAAACUCAGCAUUAUUCUUUACGGCUGAUUUUGAGUAUGUCACUAUCAACUGCCAUCAGCUUUUGCGCACAUGCAUUAGAUGAAACUUUGAUUUAUUUAUGUGUUGAGUAUGGUUUAAUGUUAAAUCUUUUAAAGCUAGACUCUAAAUUUUGAAUUAGUCCAGUUCUGUUAAAUAUGAAGCUGCUUAAUUGCAAUCUUUGUCAAAGGAUCAAGCCUCUUUUGCAACAGCUAUUGUAAUUCUGAGACGUCAUUAACACUGUUAGGGUCUUCCCUUGAAGGGAGCAGAGGGUUGAACACGAGAUAAGAUACUCAGUAGACGAAGGACGUGAUAGCAACGUGCAUCGGGAGAUGCCACUCCGACAUCCCUGGACAGCUAGGCGACAGUGCUGCCUUAGAACCGGCUCGCCUUUGAACAUGAUUACUAAACCAAUGGUACUGCGCCUAUCAAUCUCAUCUUCUGCGUAGUUAGUGUCACAGUACACAUACAAGUCAUCAUCCAUCUCACCAUUAUAUCUGAUAUCGGCAACAUUGUUACCAUUUAGGUAGGGGAAAAUGCGCUUUAGGUUAGUGACAUCUAUUUUCAUCGGAUGUUCCAUUUUUGAGGACUUAUAUGUAACAAUAGCGGUCGCUGCCAUCCGCUAUUAUUAGGGAAAACGCUUUUUUCGAAUUCUGGAGCCGUGAAGAAUGCCUGUGCGAAGUUUCAGACUUCCAGCGCAAUAUUUCGGCAAGUUAUGAACUGAUGAAAACCAUUUUAUUUGUAAAAAUAGGGGAUAUGAGAAUCCUCUGUUCUCUGCAGCGGGCGCGGCAGGACACCUAGGAGAUUCGAACGCACUUGCUGUUAUAUCCUAAAAACUUAGGAUGAUGAAAAGAGAGAAAGUGAAUGAGGCUUGCGCGAGCAAAAACGGGGUGUGUUGAUAAGCACAACUACAAGGUUGCCCUGCAGGCUGUGACACCUAGUAGUGCCAAUAUGCACUACUUGACACAUGCUACCAACUGAUGUAAUACCUAGUUUCCCUGCCCAUUUUAAAAUCAAAGGGAUUUUAAUAGGAGUAUAUACAGGAAAAAUUUAAGCUCUGUUAUAAAAUUUACAAGAAAAAUAUUCAAAGGGAGAAUGGAUUUACAAUUUUCAAGAGUUGUCAGGGCAGAAGAUGAGUUAGAGUAACUAACAAUAAAAUAAAACAAUAACAACCAUAAAAUACUACAAACAUAAUUCUAUGCUACUAUACUAUACUAUACUAUACUAUACUAUACUAUACUAUACUAUACUAUACUAUACUAUACUAUACUAUACUAACAAACAUAAAACCUAAACAAUAAAAUUUAAUGAGUUCUCAUUACCCUCUGGGCAUGGCCAUCCCCCCUUUUUUUGCAAGAAGGAUACAGAGGGGACGGGUUUAACUAGUAAACAGACAUUUGAGAGAAUUUUGCCUUAACGUAUAGGGGGAGAGAAAGCAAAAGUAAAUUACUUUCUAAGAAAAUAAUGCAGUGCUGCCUCCCGGCCCAGGCAAGACCCUGCUCGUUUUUUUAUCUCUGAGUUCAACUUUUAUUUUGUGUAAAACUGAUUCACUUUACUUCCUAUAAUUGCAAUCGAUUUUAUGCAUCCUAUGCAGUCCUGAACAUAUUUCUUGAGGGGCGAUCUCAAAUCAUUCGAAAACGUCCGAUGUCCAUCAUUUUCCUUUUUCCGCUGAUACCUAACUUUCAUUGAGACCUCUAAAGAAAUAAAAUAAUUUUUUUUGUUUCACUAGAAGUCUGAAAUAAUGUUUCACUCUAAUUUCAGGGGUUUUUUUUGGGGGGGGGGACAAAGUAAUUACUUGGGGGCAAAUUUUUGCGAUUCUUGCGAGAACGUCUGAUGUCCAGCGCCCUUUUUUACUUUCUCACUACCCUAGGGUAGAGGAAGUAUUUAAAAUUACUUAGAGGAAGUAUUUAAAAUUACUUAGCACUGGGUGGGAGUUGAGUAUGGAAACAGUUUUGUGCCACUUUUACAACCCUGUACUAAGAUCCGAAUACUUCUUACGUGUGUUAAAUUUUGAUUUAAAAAAAAAAACACGAUAUAUCAGCGUUAUUAAGCUCCAAAUUAUUUAUUGUCCUAAAUCCUCCGCAUCCAUCGCACAACCGAAGUAGCACACAAAUAUAAAAUUUACCAAAAAAAAAUUCGUAAAAAAAGAUGUAUAAUAUACCAAAAGUGAAAUGCCGAUGUAGUCUUUUGUACAAGAAUAACUCAUAAAAAGUACACGAUUUUUUACGUUAAAAAAUCGAGUUCUUUAUGUAAAAAGUUCUGCGCAAAAAAACUCCUGCUUUCUUAAAUUCAAUAAAAUGAUAAAUCGUAAAGAUUAAUGCAGACUUUUUACAUACCUGGAUCUAUCGUCAAUUAAUUCUCCUUGAGAUCAACUUUCAAAUUAUUAUCUCUCUGUCAGGAAUUGAACCUAAGACCUGCCUAUCAGGAUUGGAAUGCGCUAUCUACUGAGCAAACGAGGCUUCUGUAUGAAAGGGGCGAAGUUGCUCUGAAUAUUUUUAUCGUCGCAUGUGCGUGAGAACGAAUUGCUGAAUAUUUUUUGAAUUUGGAAAAAGUGGAUGAAGGCAAAAACUAAUAUUUAUCAUGGAUAUUUUAAAGAUGGUAUAUCUACUUUCAAAAGUACCUUUGUUGUUUAUGAAUAUGUGAAAAAAAUUAAGUGCAUCUUAAUAAUUUGUCCCCCUUUUGUUCUUUUUCUUUUCUUAAAUUUGAUUACAACAUGCAUCAAUUUUUUAUAAGAAUGUCUCAACUAUUUUAAUAAAGAUAAGUUAUUAAAAUCUUCUCGAACUUUUAAAAACUCUGGUUUCUUCAUUCAGAACAACGUGUUUUUGCAUCCAGUUUUCGGACUAUAGGUACUUUUUUUAUAAAAAAUCUUUAGGGGACAUUAGAAUUUUUUGCUUAAUUUCCUUGUAAAAAAAACCGUAAAGGUUUUUCCUGUUUGGUCAAUUUAGCGAAUUUUCAGCGCAGACAUUCUCCCCCUGCUACAAAUAUUUUUCUUUGGAAAAAUAUCUAGCUUUAUUUUUCAUACACAUUUCAUACACGUUUCAUAUACAUUUCAUGAUACAGAUAUCUAGGCAAUUCCAUUGCUACACAUAUUUCUAUUGGAAAGAUAUCUAACUUUAAUUCUCUCCAAGGAAAUUCAGUACAGUACCAGUUACAGUACAACUUAAAGAAAUUUCCCACUUAAACGCAAGAUACUAAAUCAACACGGCCAUAAUCGGCUUAACAAAAGGCGAGGGGUAGCUCACGAUAACAGGCAGCUGGAAACUGGCUCGGUAAGUGCAGCAUUCAAAAGUUCAACACUGGGAGAUUGUAUAAUGCACUGGUGGGAUAAACUGUCCGGGUAAGAGCAUCAUUCGAAGCAUCAAACUGGAACUGGAGCUUCACCAGAACUAGAACUCAGAACUGGAACUGCAACUGGAACCGGAACUGGAACCCUGUGGUGAAACAUUUCCCACAUUGUUUAAUUCAAAGCUCAGGCAAAACAUACCUAACUGAUUUUCUAGGCCUUAUGGGCAACGCACAUUAUAAUAGCUAAAAAUAACUCUGUUCGCUUCACAAGUUACAGUAAGACUCGACUUUAACUGACUAGACUCUAACUGACUAGAAAAAACUUUACGCUGACAAAAUUUGAUUGCCUGAUUCUUAUGCAACAUUCAGAAUAAUAAAAGUACAAAUAGAGAUCCUUUUGCCUUAGGGGCUUUGUGGUACUUAGGUGUCGAGUUGCUGAUAACAGAGAAUUUAGGCUUAAGGCCAUGUGCUGAUAAGCAUAUCACUUCUGCCAUAGGGGCUAAACUACAAAA